This is a messenger RNA of Trypanosoma cruzi, 1731 nucleotides long. RefSeq lists its product as uncharacterized. Gene Ontology annotation, cellular component: nucleus. Gene Ontology annotation, biological process: mitotic DNA damage checkpoint signaling; protein phosphorylation. The record is from RefSeq and is a predicted model, not a curated record. NCBI's taxonomy places the organism in Eukaryota, Euglenozoa, Kinetoplastea, Trypanosomatida, Trypanosomatidae. The transcript has a single exon. Gene Ontology annotation, molecular function: protein serine/threonine kinase activity; ATP binding; protein binding. Bases 1 to 1731 code for a protein of 576 amino acids.
AUGGGGUUCACGCACUCUUCUAGGGAAUAUGGGCAUAAGCGAUGCGUGAAAUGCCUUCGAUCCGGUUCAAUGCUACAGCCUGUUACUCCGUGUGUUAACUGUCAGCAGUACUUGUGUGUACAUUGCUCCAAACCUCUUUUGCCCGAGGCAUGCACGUUCAGAUGGCCUUUUUGGUUUGGUGCAAUACCAAAUCCACGCGCGUCGCGGUGUUGUUUUUCAUGUAGAAGUCCUCUUCUUUCACUGGAUGACAGUAUUUUGUGUUAUAUCAUGCUCUUUCUCACAUACAAAAAUCAAGAUUCUCUUCUUCGUGUAUGUACACGGUUCCAUAGUGUCUUGUUUCUCCCGUAUGAAUAUGUCAAGAAACUUGAGGAGAAAUACCUUUGGAAAGAUCCGGACGACAUCCUUUAUGCGAGUCGAAGGAGUAUUAUAUUACGCGGUAUGGAUCGUCUGACAAAUGCAACAUAUGCACUGAAAUUAAUUCCCAAGUUUCGAAUGCUUUCACGACGAUUAUGUCAAAGGCUACAACAAAGCAUCGACAUUCGCAUUGCAGCGUCGGCAUUUCCAGCGUCGUUUGCAUCAUUUCAUAACGUUUUUCAUACUCGUGAUUUUAUUGUGAUUGUACUGGAACUGUUGCCUCCGGAUAAGUAUCAGUCCCUGUCUGCUCUUAUCCAUAGCGUUACUCUGACCGAGACUGAAUGCCGAUCUAUCAUUGCAUGCGUGUUGGAAGGGGUGCGUUGCCUUCACGACGAACUUCAAGUGGUGCACCGCGAUCUGUCACUUGACGCAAUAUACGUUGCCCGUGACAAUUUUGAGGAUAUUCGUCUGCUUCAUUUUCACAAUGCAAGGUUUUUGAAACCAUCUCCUCGUUCUUCCUAUUUACAUGAGAUGUGGAAGCAGCAACAGCAGCAGCAGCAACAACAGCAACAGUAUCACAAGCAACCGCUGCCUUUUUCGUAUCAUUCUGCGAGUCCCGAAGUAGAUGAUGGGGAUACUGCUGUCGCACUGUCACCCCAAGUGAGGCAACUCUCGAAGCCACCACCACUUUUUAUCCCUGUGGAUGUUGGCUUGCUACGUAAAGCGUGGUUUUACUCCAAGGUCGCGCGUGAACGCGAAGCUCAGCUGCGAGAGGCUGCCGUACGUUCUCAAGGGUUUUUUCACUCUAGAUUUGAAACGCUGCGUCAUUCCGGUUUUUUUCCCUGCAAGAGUACAAACCCUGGCGUAGCACCGAGUGGGAUGGCAGAUGAAAUUUCAGCAACUGCAUCCGGUUCGCCAUUGCACUCACCACGGAGUGGGAUGACUGUGGAGCCUUCAGGCAUCCAAGGGAGCAAUGCUUCCGGGGCCAAUAAUAAUAAUAAUAAUAAUGGUGAUGACGACUUUGUGGUUGUGGCCACACCACGAGCUGCCGUUGGGUACUGUGCACCGGAGCUUAGCGCGAGUCUGUGUGCACGUUCGCUUGUUCCCACUCUAAAUAUUCGUGCGGGCGAUGUGAAAAAGUGGGACGUUUUUGCGAUAGGAGGCAUUUUUUAUCAGCUUCUUGCAUCUUCUACGGGCUAUUUUUCUGAUGCCCAUUAUUUUAUGGACUGGAACAAAGUCACUGCCACCAUUACUUCUGAAAGUCUUGUUUUGUUGAUCCUUUUGAUGCAUAUGGAACCCAACAAUCGCAUGACAUGUAAAGAGGCUCUUCAGAUCAUGUGCGAGCAGUUUAGAGGUUAUGUUGCGGCCGGUGCAUGA